Molecule: messenger RNA, 600 nt
Organism: Scaptodrosophila lebanonensis
Lineage: Eukaryota; Metazoa; Arthropoda; Insecta; Diptera; Drosophilidae
Gene: osi
Product: electron transfer flavoprotein regulatory factor 1
Exons: 2
Coding region: 95-343 (82 amino acids)
Biological process (GO): respiratory electron transport chain
Cellular component (GO): mitochondrion
Source: RefSeq, a predicted model, not a curated record
AACAAAUAGAAGGCAGCGGCGCCGAAGCUCCCAAUACUCACGUAGUAUUAAUUCGCAUUUGUCGGAAGAAAAUAAAUUCUGUUGAAUACUGGUGAUGUCAGAGCUGCGCUCCAAAGUUAUUAAUCUCUAUAAGCACUUGAUCUACCUUGGCCGCGAGUAUCCCGGCCUAAAUGGGCCAGAGAAGUUCCGUAAACAAAUACGUGAGGCAUUCGUAAAGAACAAGGAUGAAAGUGAUCCAAAAAGAAUUAUGGCAUUAGUGGCCCAAGGUCGCUACCUGGCCAAGGAAGUGGAGGCGCUGUACUCGCUAAAGAAGUACCGCAGCAUGAAGCAACGCUAUGAGUAGGCGCUGCUUGGGCGGAAGUGAAUAACUCAAGGACUGUGGGUGGAGAGAAUUGUUUAUAGACAGAAAUAUGCCUUUGCUUUAAUGUUUGCCAAAACAUUUGCACACCCAAACAUACACACACACACUAAAAUACGCGUAUAUUUGUUAUAUUCGAAUGUCUUUUCAAAAUGUCUAACUUCAAUUUACUGUUGAUAAAAAACGACUUAGUGAAUAAAAAAAAAGAAACAGUCAUUAAAUAACAUGAAAGCAACAUAACA